AUGUCGGGCUACACUUCAGGCGGUACGAUUGCGCCCUCGUCCGGCCACUCCCCCUUUGCUCGGGCCAAUCUCCCCCCCUCGACCUCGUUCUCGUCCUUCCCAUCGACCUCGCUCUCGUCCCCCUCUGGUUCGUCCCCCUACGUCACCGACCGACCCUCGCACUCUCGCUUCGCCUACCACGAACCCACCCCUGCGACGAUGUCCUCGUCCUCGUCGUCACAAACGAGUCCGACCAAGAAUCACCAUGGCGUCGGCGGUGGUGGAGGUGGUCAGGCCGGAGCCGUGAAUACGCCUUCGUCCCCUUCGGCUGGCCACGAGGCGAGGGGUCAGACCUUGGAGGAGAUGUACUCGGCACCCGAGAACACGUUGGAGAUCGAGGUCAGGGAUCCGAGAACGCAAGGUCAGUGCAGCCGGUCUCGGGUUGGGUGAUGGCCAGCAACGACGCUCGCACCGCUCGGCCGAGACCGACGACGUCGACGUCGACGACGCCCAACGAUGAUCGCUCAACCCCACCCCCAAUCAUCCCCGCUGCACUGCACAGAGUUUGGUCGCAAGAUGUUUACCGACUAUGAAAUCAUGUGCCGCGUCCGUCCAUAUUGGAAGUGGCAUUCGCAUGCGUCCACGCCAAGAGCUGACCUCCACGCUCCUCGCCCCCACAGACCAACAUCCCCGCCUUCCGAGUCCGCUACUCGUCCGUACGCCGCCGCUACUCGGACUUUGAGGCGUUCCGCGAGAUCCUCGAACGCGAAUCCACGCGCGUCAACAUCCCGCCUCUGCCCGGCAAGGUCUUCUCCGGCCGCUUCUCGGACGAGGUGAUCGAGCAACGGAGGGAAGGGCUCGAGAGGUUCUUGCAGAUCGUCGCUGGCCACCCAUUGCUUCAGGUCAGUCACGCUCGCCCAGCCUUACUCUGGGGAACAAGUAUUGAUCGAGUUGUGAUUGGCCGUGCGCGUCAACAGACCGGUUCCAAAGUCUUGUGCGCAUUCCUGCAGGACCCCAGCUGGAACAAGAGCGAUUGGCCUUGA
Molecule: messenger RNA, 1022 nt
Organism: Microbotryum saponariae
Lineage: Eukaryota; Fungi; Basidiomycota; Microbotryomycetes; Microbotryales; Microbotryaceae
Source: the annotation of a GenBank genome assembly